Centropristis striata (black sea bass) is the source of this 3227-nucleotide messenger RNA. RefSeq names its product procollagen, type IX, alpha 2 (gene col9a2). The record is from RefSeq and is a predicted model, not a curated record. Lineage: Eukaryota; Metazoa; Chordata; Actinopteri; Perciformes; Serranidae. Bases 42 to 2117 code for a protein of 691 amino acids. The transcript is spliced from 32 exons.
GAUUUGGUGAACCGAGGAGAGACAGACAGGGGAGAGGGACCAUGGCUGCUCUCUCUGCCUUGCUGAAGACCUGGGUCCUCCUGCAGACCUUGUGCCUGGCUCUGGCCCAAGUGCGGGGUCCACCUGGACCUCAGGGCCAGCCCGGUCCAGCGGGCCCCUCUGGGACCCCCGGGUCAGACGGCAUUGAUGGAGACAAAGGACCUCCUGGGUCCCCUGGUCCACCAGGACUAAAGGGAGAGCCAGGAGAGCCAGGUCCCGACGGAGCUCCAGGAGAGAACGGCAUCGAUGGUUUGAUUGGAGCAAAGGGGGAUCGAGGAGCUGUUGGGAGUCCUGGCCCUAAGGGCCAACCUGGGCCAAGUGGCGAGCCUGGAGCUCCUGGACCCGGCCUUCCAGGACUGGCUGGCGCUCCAGGGCCAAUCGGUCUUCCAGGUGAGAUUGGAGCAACUGGACCAAAGGGUGGCAUGGGAGCAGCUGGACCUUCAGGACUUCCCGGACCUCCAGGCAAGCCAGGUCCUCCAGGGAAGUUCAUCGGUGGAGAAGAGGGCAGUGCAGACUUCCAGUGUCCUCUUAACUGUCCAGCGGGACCUAAAGGCCCUCAGGGUCUGCAGGGAGUGAAGGGACAUAAAGGACGCGCUGGUAUCCUCGGAGAUGCUGGCAGCAUUGGAAAAUCGGGCCCCAAGGGGGAAGUGGGGAUCUCUGGGGAGCAGGGCAUCCCUGGACCUCCGGGUCCGAUGGGUCUGAGAGGCUAUCCAGGAAUGAUGGGACCUAAAGGGGAAGCAGGGCCUCGCGGCUACAAGGGCAUCAACGGACCUGUAGGACUUCCUGGGCCUCCUGGUGAGGAGGGACCUCAGGGACCGCCCGGAGAGGCAGGAGACAAGGGAGACAAAGGCAGCCGAGGCAUCCAGGGCCCACAGGGGGCGGUUGGCAAGAAGGGAGAGAAUGGUCUGCCGGGUAUUGAUGGGAAAGACGGCACACCUGGUAUUCCUGGAAUCAAGGGCGGGCCCGGCCAGGCUGGGAUGCCUGGUCCUCCUGGUCCUCAGGGAGCAGCGGGAUUGCCUGGCAGCCCGGGGUCAAAAGGUGGACCUGGAGCUAAGGGCGAGCCUGGACCGAGGGGUCACAGUGGCACGGCUGGAGCCCCCGGACCCCUGGGGGAGCCUGGUCUUCCUGGUGAGGCUGGUAUGGAAGGAGUUCCUGGACCAAAGGGGGACCGAGGCCAGCGGGGACCCAGUGGGCCAGUGGGAGUUGUCGGCAAGGCUGGAAACAAAGGAGAGAGAGGACCGACCGGGGUCCCAGGAGCCCAGGGCCUCAGUGGGACCAAGGGGGACAAGGGCUUCCAAGGAAAAGUGGGGUCAAAGGGAGACGAUGGUGACCCCGGUGUUGAGGGAUUGGGUGGCGAGAAAGGUGAAAAGGGUCUGUCUGGGGAGCCCGGGCCUAAAGGACAGCAAGGAAUCAGGGGUGACCAGGGACACAACGGACCCACUGGGGACCCUGGUAAACCUGGAGACCAGGGACCACCUGGACUGCCGGGACCUCGGGGACUCAACGGGGAGCGAGGAGUCCCCGGCAUGCCGGGCAUCCAGGGAUCAUCAGGCCGUGAUGCAUCUGACCAGCACAUUAUUGAAGUGGUGUUGAAGAUGUUGCAGGAGCGGCUAGCUGCGGUGGCGGUGAGCGCCAAGCGGGCCGUGCUGGGUGGAGCCGGGGUGAUGGGACCCCCCGGGCCCCCUGGACCUCCGGGGUCAGCUGGCCCUCAGGGGCCACAUGGCUUACCUGGGGCUCGGGGUAUUCCUGGCAUGAUCGGAGCACCGGGACAGAUCGGAAACACGGGACUGAAAGGAAAGAGAGGUGCAAAGGGAGAGAGAGGAGAUCCUGGUAAACCCCACCCAGGACUACCAGGACCCCCAGGGAUACCAGGUCCUCCUGGUGUCGAUGGGGUGGCGAGGGACGGACGGCACGGCGAGAGAGGACCUCAGGGAUCGGCCGGAGAGGCCGGUCACCCCGGUAAGGCGGGUUCUCCGGGUCUACCAGGCUUCUGUGAGACCGCCAUGUGUCUGGCUGCGUCAGCGUACACCUCCCCCAGACUACAGGAGGCAGGAACCAUCAAAGGACCCGGUGUUUAGAGACCUGCCUCCAUCAGCAGGCACAUCACCUGGGAGAGAGGGAGGAGAAGAAGAAGAAAGAAAGAGAGAGAGAAGGAGAGAGACCACUCUUCUCUGCAGGACAACAUCCAGAAGGAGGGGUGGGGGACAAUAACUGGAUGUAGAGCCCCCUCCUCAAACUGACAACCUGAAGUUCUGACUGGUGGGACACACUCUGAUCUUAAUCCCCCCACAUCACCAUGACAACAGCAGCUCACAGCCACCCACAUCCUCCUGAAUCCUCUAGUGUUUUUGGAUGAUGUCAGUGUCAGUCCCAUCCAAAUAUCCAGCCCUGCUCCAGCACAAAGAGAGAGGAACAGAUUUCUAUUGCGUCUCCACCACAAUAACAGUAUCUGAGCUGAGAGGAGCUGAACCAAGCGUGGUAAAGGUGCUUUUCCCGUCACACCGUGGUCACUUUAUAUGGUUUUAUAUAUGCAGUAUUGUGUUUGAGACGUGUUGUGAAGUCUGAAUGCCAUGCCUCUCUUGCGACAUCACACCUGAUGCAUUAAAAGUGUACAAAAAGGACCAAUAAAUGAUUGAAACUGAAACUCCGUACUGUACUGUAUUGUAAAAUGUACCUUCAGCUCUAGUGAAGUCCCUGGUUUACCUCAUGUGUACAUUGCCCCCCUCCCCUCCCCCCCUCCACGUCCCCGCUUUCUUCCCAAGUCUCAUUUUAGAAACUAACGACUAGCUUGAUCUCGUCCUCUUGUUGCCUGGCAACAGCAUAUCCCAAUGGGCACUCCCAUCUCCCACAAUGCAGUGCUGUAAAUCUUUGUAAAUGUGUGUUGAUUAUUAUGUAGAGAAAAAGGAAUGGGUUACGAUAUGCACCAACAGAAAUCCUGUGUUAAUGAAUUCAGUGAGUAAUAAAAAGUUCAGACAGAAAUAACGACUUUUUCUCAAGACGAAUCGGGCCGAAUGUGCUUCCUAUGCCACUGUCAACUUUCCACAGGGUGUCGGCUAUUUAAUGACUGAUUUAUUUUCAUCGACAGAAUCUAUUUAUUGUUCUUUAUAUAAUCAUCUGUAAAGAAGGUUUUUUUUCUGGCUGUUCAGGUCAACCCAAACCAAUAAAGAGGAACCUUUUAUAAAACCUAA